AUGGACUCCUCCUCUACCCCCGUCGACAGCUCCAUCCCCUCCGAGGUGAAAGAGUCACUGAACCGCGAGAUCUCGGAGAACGUGAAAGCCAACACCACCGAAGCCUCGCCGUCGGAUCCUCCCGCACCUACGAAGAAGAAGGAAAAGGCACCGAAACAACCCAAGCAACCGAAAGCAGCACCGCCAUCAGCCCCCUUGAGUCCCGCCCUCCUCGAUCUCCGAGUCGGCCAUAUCCUACGGGCAAUUCGACAUCCCAAUGCCGACAGCUUGUACGUGUCGACCAUCGCAAUGGGCGAUCCUGAAGGCACAGAACAUACCCAGGUCGACGAGGAGACCGGCAAAGUCGUGCGGACUGUCUGUUCGGGGUUGAACGGACUGGUGCCGCUGGAAGAGAUGCAGGGCCGCAAAGUCAUUGUCGUUGCCAACCUGAAGCCCGUCAACAUGCGCAGCAUCAAGUCCGCGGCCAUGGUUCUUGCGGCCUCGCCUCAGGCUGAAGAAGGUGCCGACCCGCACGCCGCUGACAGGGUGGUCGAGCUCGUCAGUCCGCCUGAAGGUGCUGAGGCGGGUGAUCCUGUCUUCUUCGAGGGCUGGCCGUACGGGGAUGGCCGUGGGCCUGAGAAACAGCUCAACCCGAAGAAGAAGCAGUGGGAGGCAAUUCAGCCGGGUUUCUACACGACUGAAGAGUUGGUGGUGGCUUUUGACGCCUCCAAGACCGAGGUUGCUGGCGAGGAAAAGGGUGAUCUUAUUGUGGAGGGCAAGGGCAGAUGUACAGUCAAGACUUUGAAGGGGGCAGUGGUGAGGUAA
Molecule: messenger RNA, 804 nt
Organism: Capronia coronata CBS 617.96
Lineage: Eukaryota; Fungi; Ascomycota; Eurotiomycetes; Chaetothyriales; Herpotrichiellaceae
Product: tRNA-binding protein
Exons: 1
Coding region: 1-804 (267 amino acids)
Cellular component (GO): methionyl glutamyl tRNA synthetase complex
Molecular function (GO): tRNA binding
Source: RefSeq, a predicted model, not a curated record